UGUUCUCGUCAAAGACAAAGUUCUGGUUGGGUCUACAGUACGACGGCAGCCAGUGGGUUUGGCCAGGAGGCUACUCAGCCGGCUUCACCAACUGGGCACCGGGUCAACCAGACUACAGAGUGGGCACUUGUGCUUACAUGCAGCAGUACACCGGAUUCAGAUCUGGAUGGUUCAGUGAAGACUGUGGAAACGACCACAACUACAUAUGCCAAUCGAAGCCAUGUGAUUCUACCAACUACUGUGCAGCCGGAUAGAGCCGCUACAAAUUUGUCUUCCAAACGAAUAUUUACUGACAUAGAAGUAAAGAACUUUGAGCAGACCUGCGAGAAGGAAGCUGAAGAGGCUGGUUCUUCGAUGAAAACACAUUCAAGAGAUGUACGGGCUCAAAAAUAA
Molecule: messenger RNA, 393 nt
Organism: Ostertagia ostertagi
Lineage: Eukaryota; Metazoa; Nematoda; Chromadorea; Rhabditida; Trichostrongylidae
Source: the annotation of a GenBank genome assembly